CCUACACACCCUGACUGGACAAUAAAGACUCACAAACUCACAGACAGGAUGGCUAUCGUUUCUGCUCAUUGCUGGACUGGCGUCUUCUUUCUCCUCUCAGCCUGCUGGUCACCAUUGGUUUCUUCAUUCAAAGUGACGGAGGGAAGCACAACCACGCUGUCCUGCCAGUACUCAGUGAAGCGCUUUGGCUUAAGUCGGGUGUGCUGGGGCCGGAGCUGCGGGACCUUCUGGUGCAGCAACAUCCUGGUGCAGACAGAUGAGAAUGGGGUCAUCUCCAAGGUGGCAGACCGGUAUCGGUUAACGGGAGAUGUUCUGGAUGGACAAAUGGACCUGGCAAUCCUCAAUGUGAGGCGAACGGACAGUGGGCCUUACUGCUGCAGGGUGGACAUUGACGGCAUCUUCAAUGACAAGAAAGUGAUCAUGAACCUCCGCGUGGUCAAAGCACCUCCAACAAGCCCGCCUCCAACGACUUCAAUGGCCAGUGCCACAGAGCUGCCCACCUCCACAGCCAGCUGGAAAACCAUCCUGUCGUCCCACCUGGACCUGAUCAGGAGAAACUCCACCAAGCUGCAUUCUGAAACCAUCAUUGUAGAGGAUUCUGUCCCAACUUUAUCCCUACAGAUCAAUGUGCCAAUUCUCUCUCUCUCCCUCAGUCUACUGCUGCUGUUGGCAGGGGCCUUACUCUUUCUAGCCUUCAAGCGUGGAAUCCACAGACGAGCAUUAAAGACAGGCUGUUUCUCAUCCAAGGAGCCUCCACACAUCAUUUAUGAGAUCCGAAUGAGGAGGCCUGUACAGGAGAACAUCUACACACUGGACUAGAGAACAAGAACCAGGUUUCUACCUGGACCAUCUCAACAUCUUAAAGCUAACAGUAUCGCCGCAGAACUUGAAUGGAGGAGAACAGUCACUGCACAGUCAUUUGGCUAGUACAGAACAGAACAGCCAGUAUGGUUCUUUGCUAAAGUGGCGGGUCAAUAGGGCUCUAAAGUGUGUUACAUUUGGUUGCGAGACAUGCAGACAUGUUGUGCUGUGGCUGCAGCCUCAAAGCAGAAAUUACGAAAAGAAUUGUGAACAUUUAAAGCUGCAUGUCCUGGUAUGUUGCAUGAGGAUAGUAUUACAUUUGCAAAGGCUGGGCAUCAUCAAACAGACCUUCUACUCACUCUAAUCUCUAACCUUUUAAAUACUACAAACUGUUUAGCCAAAUUGGAGAACAAAAGUGUUUGUUAACUUUUAUAUGACUAACAGACACUGGCUGAAACAAGAUGCCUUUCCACUGUUUUGGUUCUCACUGCAAAGACUUCUCACUUCAGAGAGCAAUUUGAUGCAAGUCAGUUUGGCAAUGUUACUCAUAAAAAUGGCCACCACUUUGACCAUCCCAGUAUGUUGAUUUGAAUGGGAAACACCGUCAGGUUCUAGCAGAGUUCUCCUGAACUCUGCUAGAACUGUUUCCUUUUUUUACUAUCUUCCGCAAGCUUUUUCACAUUUGAGAAUUGUUGGCAAUUUGAUUAUGCCUCUGCACCAGCAAUAGCCGUGAAGGGAAUAUGUUUUUGGAUUGUCUGUCUGUCCAUGCGUCUGUGCCAAAUACAAUAUCUGCGAAACACCUUGAGGAAAUUUUCUUCAAAUUUGUCACAAAUGCCCACUUUGACUUUUGACCACCAAAUUCUAAUCAGUACAUCCGUGAAUCAAAGUCACUGUGACCUCACAAAACACAUUUUGGCCAUAACUCAAGAAUUGAUAUUGUAAUUAUAACAAAGUGUCAUGUCAGAUAAAAUGAUGAGAUUAUGGCAUUUUAUAUCCAAAAGGUCGAAGAUCCUUUGUAUAAUUGCAUUAUUCAGAAUCAUAAUUCAAGAACAGAAGAGGAGAUUGUGGCCAUAUUUAUGCAUUUGGUUGGGUGCUGAAUUGUUUACAAUGAUCUUAGGUGCCCACCUUGAAACUGGUGGUGAUUGUAUAGACCUGUGCUGCUGGGUUGAUGAUGUGUGUGAAGCAUCCAUGUUUCAGAAUGUGUAGCUUCUUUGCAGCAAUACCCAUUUCUGAAGCACUGUCUACUGUCAUGGCUACAACUUUGUGUUCUAUCAAAAUCAAUUUUAAUGGUAAUGCUAACACAUACAAGCAAUUUGAAUUUGUCUGCACAGAUAGGGAUGCAAACUGCAACUUGACAUGUUGGCAGAGGCAUAUAACCACAAGGUGGUAUUUGUAGUUUAACCCGCCACUGUGUCUGGUGGACCCACUGCCACUG
Myripristis murdjan (pinecone soldierfish) is the source of this 2236-nucleotide messenger RNA. RefSeq names its product T cell immunoglobulin and mucin domain containing 4 (gene timd4). Gene Ontology annotation, molecular function: phosphatidylserine binding. The record is from RefSeq and is a predicted model, not a curated record. Bases 49 to 819 code for a protein of 256 amino acids. Gene Ontology annotation, biological process: cytoskeletal rearrangement involved in phagocytosis, engulfment; apoptotic cell clearance. NCBI's taxonomy places the organism in Eukaryota, Metazoa, Chordata, Actinopteri, Holocentriformes, Holocentridae. The transcript has 8 exons.